Darwinula stevensoni is the source of this 930-nucleotide messenger RNA. The record is from the annotation of a GenBank genome assembly. Lineage: Eukaryota; Metazoa; Arthropoda; Ostracoda; Podocopida; Darwinulidae.
AUGAUCGGAGUUUUCACCUUAAUUGGUUUCCUUGUCGGAAAUAGGUUGAAAUCCAAAUUUGCUCAUUACAACAAAAUAGGUACCCGCAGUGGUAUGAAUGGUAAAGAGAUUGCUGAAAAAAUGCUUGCACACUAUGGCAUCAGAGAUGUACAAGUGGUGAUGGGACAAGGUUUCUUAUCUGACCAUUACAACCCUGCAAAUAAAACUGUCGCAUUGUCUCCAGACGUUUACAAUGGUAGAACAAUAUCCGCUGCAGCAGUUUCUGCACAUGAAUGCGGACACGCAGUUCAACAUGCGGAAGCUUAUAGUAUGCUCACUUUGAGAUCAAAAUUAGUACCAGCAGUCCAAUUCAGUAGUAGUGUUCAACAAUUCCUAUUUAUGGGCGUAAUGUUUGGUAUGGGCGCAGGUAUUGGCGGCAAUACAUUAAUGUUAAUUCUGACAGCUACAUUUGGAUUGACUGCUUUGUUCAGUCUUGUGACCUUACCUGUAGAGUUUGAUGCAUCCAAUAGAGCAUUGGCAUGGUUAGACGAUUCAGGGUUCAUGCAAGGAGCAGAACAUGAUGGUGCCAAAGAUGCACUGUGGUGGGCAGCAAUGACUUAUGUGACAGCAGCUUUAGGUUCAUUGACAAUCAUGAUCGAAGAAAUAGAAUUGCAAUUUAUGCAAACGGCUGAGUCCUUUGAUAAAGCAAUCGAACAUUUAGUGUUUGAAUUGAACAAAAUACGUGCUGGUAAAGCUUCUCCCGCUAUGCUCAAUGGACUUAUGGUAGAAUAUUAUGGUUCGCCUACACCUUUGUCACAAGUCGCCAAUAUAAGUACACCAGAUGCUCGAACAAUCAGUAUCCAACCAUGGGAAAAAAAGACCCUGGCGCUGAUAGAAAAAGCAAUUUUUGAAGCAAAUCUUGGCAUCACACCUAUGAAUGAUGGUGAAGUG